UUGUGUUUAUAGUGUGUUAUUGUGAGCGUGUCUGUGUAGAAGCGCGCUCUGAGUGGCGGAGGCGAGGUGAGCGGUGGCGAGCGAGGCGCGGGAUUGUGAGCCUUACGCUGCCACGGAACACGAGUCAUUUCGUCAUAGCGGCCCGUGGCACUCAGUGGCACCGUGUCAGGGCUCGUGGCUAAGUUUAGCGCUGCCCCUGAUCCCUACCUGGCGUACUACCUCACUCAUCAUCAUCUGCAACACCACCACACCACCUGUACAUAAUUUUACUGGCCGAGGUCUUGAACAGUCCAACGUCCACUCCAGGACAGUGUCGGUGAUGGCGACCUAACCCGCUUAUUCCCACUCAUCCACUCUAAUCCUGGGGUGAGGGUGACGUUAGCGUGAGCGAGGUGGGCAGGGGGCGAGCCCACCUUCACCCACCUCUCAGUCUACAGUGGUGACUGGUGACAGUGGGCCUCGGCCGCUCAGUCAACAACAAGGUCCCGCCAGUCUCCACUCACUGUCAGGAGAUCAAUACUCUUUUUCCAAAAUAAAAGGAAAAUUGUCAGUUAAACAGGAAAAAUAAGUCACAGUGGUUGAAAAGUGACACAUGGAAAAUUACUGGUGGGAUAAUGUAAACUUUUCCUGUGCGGUCUCGUCUCUUCCCCACAAGUCGGCUGCUCCCAACUAGCCUUCUAUGACCUCUGAUCAACCAGGCUGUACCUAUUCGUGCUGCAUACCUAGACAGGAUGAUGAUGGAAGGCGAGCUGCUAGCCCUUGGAGUAUGAUGACACUCCCUGGUGAGCUGUACUGGAACAAGGUGGUGGCGCGGGAGGGCAGCAGCAGGAUGGAGGUACUGGAUGGCCGCCCGGCUCCCGCCAGCCCGGACCAUAGCGACCCACAGUCACACCUCAACAUGGGCGGUGUAAGUCCCCCAGAGGGGCCCACUCCCCCUGCCCCCCCGCCGCCGCCGCCACAACAGCAGCCACAGUCCGACGGCUACUGGAAUAUGCACCUUGAGGUGCUCAGCAAGUUGAAGGGUGAAGUGAAAGACUGGUAUGAGGGUGACUCCCUAGAUGCUGGGCUGGGGCAAGGUGGGGGUGUAAAACAGGAACAGGACCCCUAUGCACCUUACUCACACCUGCAUCAAAGUCACCCAAUGACCCCAGAAUCCAUGCAUGCCACGUCACUCAAUGGACCACAUAAUGGGCCACUCGGCGGCCCUCACAACGGACCUCACAUGGGCUACCCUCUUCAACAACAAACCCAGCAACAGCACCAACAACACUAUCAGGGCUACCAGAGUCAUCCUGGGAUGGGUGACAUGGCUCCAAUGUCCCCAGGCUAUCAGGGCCAUCCAAGACCGCACCCACAACAACACAUGAACCAACAACACAUGGGGCACCAUAUGGGUCAGUAUCCUGACCAACAACAUGGGCAAUAUGGUCAGUAUGGCCAGAUGGGAGGUCAUAUGGGUCAGGGAAUGCAAAGUCACCCUGGUCAUGAAGGGCCCCCUGGCCGAGAGGGUGAUCCCUACAGUUUUGUGGAUGAAUAUAGCGGCCCACCACCCAGACCUGUCGAGGAAGUCCUUGGACAAACCCAGCCAAAAAGAAGAGGCCGCAAACCAAAACAUAUAAAACUUAUGGAGAAUGGGAGUGGAAUGCAAGGUGGCACGCACUCAGUCAGUGAGGUGGAGGGAGUGGCGGCAUGUUUACAAGGUGACCCAUUAGCAAUAGCUGCUGCUCAAGCUGCCCAUGAAGCCAAGAAACGCAAGUGGAAGCAACUAGGUCCUGAUGGUAAGCCAGUCUUAGCACCCAUAAAGCAAAGGAAGAAGGUCGACAGAUUUGAUGGUAUUCCUGAAGAUGAAGUAGCCAAGAAAACUUUACCUGAUCAUCUGGGCCCUAACCUGGACAUAGUCAUUAUUUCUAAAUUCCCAUUCCAGAUCGGAAUAAAUCCAGGUUUGUUUGCGGCAUACAAAGGACAUCAUUAUGCAGGCCCGGGGAACCACUUCUCGACCUUCUACAAUCAAGGGAAAUGCUUGUACCUGUCUGGACUGAUCCCUGAACCACUCACAUCUGAAGAUGACUUCCGUUUGUUAGAACAUGGUAUUGGCUUCACUAACAUUGUUGCUCGCACCACAAGGGGAUCAGCAGAUUUGACCCGCAAAGAGAUCAAAGAAGGUAUAGUAUCAGGUGGACAAAUCCUGCUGUCAAAACUGCAACAGUUUCAACCUCGAAUUGCUGUAUUCAAUGGUAAAGGGAUCUAUGAAAUAUUUUCUGGGAAAAAAGAAUUUACGUUUGGAAGACAACCAGAGAAAAUUGAAGGAACUCGCACACACGUGUGGGUGAUGCCAUCAUCAUCAGCACGGUGUGCACAGCUUCCAAGGGCCCUGGAUAAAGUCCCAUUCUAUACAGCUCUUCGGAAAUUCCGUGACUUUUUGAAAGGUACAUUGGAUGAAUUAAAUGAAGAGGAAAUUACAUUUAUUAAUGUGAAAGUAAAGAGUUUAAAAAUGGACCCUAGUGAGAAGGUAGAGCUUGGGUGCGAGACCCAGCCUGGAGAACUGUGCCGGUCGACGGAUUCAUUGGGUUCUCCCUUAAAUGAUGAAGAUAGGCUAGUUAUUAAGGAAGAACCUGAUGUGCCCACUAAACUUGAUGGGGAAAUUGAGGAAGAUGAAAUCAGCAAAGAAAUGCCCCAGACACUUUUCAAUUUAAAUGGAAUGACCAGAGAACAGCUAGAUUGUAUGGACUGCCCCACCAUACCCAUCAGGAAGAAGCGCGGCAGACCGAAGAAGACUCCAGAUGACCCCAAUGCUCCGCCCCGUCCUCGGCCUCGGCCACAAAAUAUUGACCCAUUGAUGUUUAAUGGAGAGCAGCCAAUAAAGAAAAAGAGAGGGAGACCAAAGAAAGUACUGGAAGAUGGCACUAUACCUCCACCCAAACGACCAGGGCGUAAACCUAAAGCUCUGAAAGAAAUGUUAGCACAGCAACAACAUAUUCACCACCCACAACAUCUAAGUCAACAUCCUCAGUUAAGUCAGCAACAGUUAGGUCAACAGCAACCUCCACCUGUAGGAAUGGCACAUAUGAAUGGAAUGAUGUCCCCAACAGGGUUUAGUCCAAACCCAGGUGCUCAGACAUUUUCUCCACAGUAUGGAAGCCAUACUCCUGUUCAUGGAGGUGGUAGCCUCACCCCCAAUCAUAACACUGGCAGUCAGACCCCUGGCCUAAAUCAGCCCCCUGGUCACAAUCAGACCCCUGGCCAUAAUGCGGCAAUGGUUCCGAGAGGACAAACGCCUCAACAAUUUGGUCAGUCUCCAGGAUAUUCCCCAGGUCCAACAGUCAACCCAGUCAUCCCCCAACACCAACAAAGAACGCCGACAGCUUACACCCAGCAGCAGGCGGAGACUCCGACAGACUUAAAAGUGGAUGAAGAACACCAUUUAGGUCUGUCUUCUCCUCCUGCAUCUCCACUCAUGGCACAACCAGAUUUUGAGCCUCCUAGCAGUAUGCCUGAAGGAGAUAUGUCUAUUGGUGCUUCAGACACACAGAGCUCAACAGCGCUCACCCCAAGUCAUCAACUUCAAGAAGAUGGUAAGGCAUCUGUACCAUUAGCUACCAGGGACCAGCCUCAGCUCACCCCUACUAUGCCUGGCCAGUUCUCAAACCCCACGACCCCAGUAGAUGGCAGUUCAUACCAGAAUUACCCUUCGUACCCUUCAAAUGCUUCACACUCUCCAUCGAUGGUGAAGCCGUCUGCUGUACACCCAGGACAGUCACCGACAAUUGUGAACAAAGGAGACGUGGCAUCCAAGAGCUUGUCAGGUCUAGAGUCAUUAGUGGACCAGAUACCUAGCCUAAAUGAACAUGAGACAAGUAGCCAACAUUCUGCUCACUCAAACUCUGCUCCUUGUUCCAAUCCUACUACCCCUGGCCCCCCUGCGGGAUCAGCCCCCUUCAGUCCUGGUCACGUUCCGCCCACCUCAACAUACCAGAGCUACCCAGGGGGAGGCAGCUCAGGAGCCUCAGCAUACCCAACCUCCCACUAUGGCUCCCCACAAUCUUCACACCCAUACUCCUCCCCUCACUACAGCUCCAACAGUACAAACCUCAGUACAAAUUUCAGUGUGAGCUCACUGGCAAAUAGCAGCAUUAGUACCACUAUGUCAUAUAGUAAUGCUUAUGACCUGGGGUCGCCACAAGCGUCGACUAGCUCAUUUAGUGUGUCAUCGUUGACGAGCAGUGCCCCUGCCCCAUCCCCCUCCAUGUACAGCCAGUCCUACUCCCCUGCUCCUCCAUCUGCCCCUGGGCCACCUCCACACUCCUCUUACCCAGAUAUUAUGAGCCCCUCAAUGUUGGCUCCAACCCCCUCCAUGGGCUCAUCAUUUAUGGGAUCUCCCAGUUUGAUGAGUUCACCCACACCCAUGAGCUCAAGUAUGGGUGGAUCCUCCAUGGGCCCCAUGGGUGCUCUUCACUCCUCUAUGGGCAUGACGGGGUCACAGCUACCAUACCCAUAUUCACAAUAUAGUGAUGCUGCCCCUGGAUAUCCCCCUCCAGGGCACUCCACUUUUCCCUACCCAACAGCUCCUGGGUUUCAUGUACCCUCCCCACGCUUCCCCUACCCGUCCCCCUAUGCUAACUCCCCCUAUACUCAAGGCUACUCUCAGAAUGCCGUGCUGGAGCGAAUCAAGCAAACCAGUAUGGGCAUGGGCUUUGGGGGAUUUUAAGGUGCAAGGAUAGUAAUGAUAGAAGUACUCUGGUGUAGUGUACUAGCCAUGUAAAGGAAAUAGGUCUCACUGUUUCCCAUGCUCACUGUAUUGUCUCAGUGUCAGUUCCUUGUUUUAGCUUUUUUAUAUAUUUGUUACCCUAGAGCACCUGGUAAGCUCCACUUCCAUCUCCUCACUGUCAAGUGAUAGAGUGAAGGAGGUUGUGGCACUUGAGUGAUUAAUUGUAUGUAAACUGUUCUCUGUGUGUGGAGAAGGGAGUGUUUGCCAUAUAUGACAGGGUAAUAAUAAUUGCUAAGCAUUGUGAUGCACUAGAGCAACACCCCUCCCCUCAGUGAACAGCGUCAAGUGUUGCAUCACCAUUCCUGCGUUGUGCACCAAUAAUGGCCAGUGAUCUCAUGAGCCGUGUAACAGGCCAACUGACCCAUCCGCCUCGUGGCGGAAUCACCACAGCUCACAAACGCUAGGAACCACCUCACUGGAUGGUCCCACUGACCACCCAGGAGGAACAUAGUCCCACUGGUAGCAUUAAACCAGGGGACAUAAAAAAAAAGUCCUUUCUAUCAGUGAAACUGGGGACUAAGUCCUCUAUAACAGUGAUUUUAAGGGGCUAAAAAGUCCUAUAUAACAGUGAACCAUAAAACUGGAAGGUCCUGCCAGAAGUGAACUGAGCUUACCCCAUGUGCAUCAAUCUUUAUAGACUGUGUGUCAGAGACAGAAACUUGUGAUGUGGAGAAGUGUGUGUGUGUGGAAGUGAAAAAGGAGUCCCAUUUGGCUUCCACAAGGUGAUGAAAAAUAAGUGGUUUUGGUACCCAGUCCAGGAGGCUUGUGAACAAGUAUGUGUUGAGACAGUUCCUUCCAACAGAUAAUGUAAAGUAGUAUUAAGAAGCCAGACCCUUUUAUAUGGACAGCACAAUACUCUUUUGGUGCAAUAUAGUCAUCAAUCAUUCAUGCGCACAGUGUUGACAGAUGUUUUUGAAAUGAUAUUAACACACUUGUUUAUAUCUACCACCCAUAUUUGCAGUUUAAUGAUUUGUAGUGAAACCUCCCCCAAAAAACAAAAUUGUCACAGACUAUUUGAUACAGUUUGUUAAGCCAUGAAUUUCUCAAGGGUACUAUCUACUUCAUAGUAGACACAUGUUUCUGAGUUACAUUAAGGAGGAGCAUUUAUGCUGGUCAACUCAUAUCCAUCUGCAAUAUGUAAACUUAACUGGUCAAUCAUACAUGUUCUUUUUCUCAUGUUUUUAUUAAAAAUUUCUUGCACUGCCAGAAUAUAUAGACACAGUUUAUGUUGCUAUAUAGUCAUUAAGGCUGUAGGAAAUGUGUAAUUAUUACAUGAUGUUAUGUGUUGGUAGAUUAUGUACUGUGUGUAGAUUGUCAUAAGUAUUUCUCCUUAAUGUAACUCCAAGAAUCUCAUUAUACUAGUUUCAAGGACUUCUGAUUGCUCAGAUAUAAUAUUGACUGUGUUGGAUUAAUUUAAUAUUGACGAAUAAUUCUUGACAUAAUUAUCAAUGCCAUGGCUUUGCAUCUGGCGUCUGUAUCCAACUAUUGAUUGAUACGUAACUCUUGUAUCCAACUGUUUGAAACCUGGUGUCUGCCCACAAGCAGUAGACAGUCAGGGUUGUGGUGUGAGCUGUGUUAGAGGCAUCAAAAUGCAGGAGAUAAUUGGUUGAUAUUUCCCAUCAUGUGUAACUCCAGUUAUGGCUAUAAUUUACUUACAUAAAUUCAUUAAUUCUGUAAAUGAUAUAUAUCUGAUGUUGACUAUUUUGGAAAAUUGUAAAAAUUAGUUUAUAUUUGAUAGUUUAAGUAAAAAUUUUACAAAAUGAAGAAAAUGUCAGCACAGUCUAGAAGCUGAGUAGUGUUCUGUGUUAUGGUCGUGGGGGGCAUACACCAUAGUCAGGUACAGGGCAGGUUGUACAGUAUAGUUUCUUAUGGCUCUGUAACAGUUUCCUCUGCUACAGUUAACAGUCUUAUCUGGUACAAUGACACUUUCAGCAGGGAAAUGAAUGGUUGUACUCUGAAUGUCAAGCUUGUUUGUGGGGAGGGUUGGCAUGUAUGUCUUUUCAUGCAUGGGUGGGUUGUUGUUGUGGGCCUUUUUAGAGGGUUGGAAUGGUUGUAUUAAUGUUGGUUGUAUGUAUGAUCUUUGUUAUCUACAAGAAUAUAUAUUGUUAGAUGUUUAAUUGGUUGAUAAACCAGUUGUAAAUCUGUAUUACCUGUCAUUUGGGGGGGUAAAAAGGCAAAGACUCAAAUAAUUUAUAUGUAAUUAAUAGUUUUGCCGAGUAAAUUUCUCACAUAAAAGGAUAAUUGGAUCCUUUUAAUCCAGAUACUUUUUCCAGGGGUAACUUUUUUAUGCAUUUUUGCUUUGUUGAUGUGUAUGUUGUUAAGGGGAUACAUUUGUUUUUAUUACUGAAGUUUCUCUGUAGCAGUUGACAGACUGUGCUGACAUUAUUCCAUCAUAGCUCAGGCUGGAAACUUAACACCUACUAGUGCAGCUCAGGCAGCUAAAAUACAUAAAAGAUGUUACCCAGACAGCUAACUGAACAUUUAGGUGGAGGAGUGAAUCUCUUCUGACCUCCACCAACAUGGUCGUAGGCAGCUUGGCCAUCAACACUGCUUCAAUGUUCCCAUGACCCUGACAAACAUAUCAGACCACCUGCUUGAUGGCAAACAUGAUUACUGUUUUUAGGAGAAAUUAAAAUCAAAACGAUUGUAAUCUAUGCAAGUUAUAAUGUUUUGGCAUAAAUGUUUUCGCCUCAAUAAUGUGUAAAAGUCAAUAGCUCAUCCACACUUCAGAUCAUGAUGACCGUGAAUACAUUUUCAGCUGUGGCUCAUUUUUUUUUUGACUUACUAAGCAAUAAGACGAGAGGAUCAGUAGUAGUGUGCAUACUUUAGUGUUGACAACCCCUGUAGGUGUGGUUGGUGUGUAGGGUUGGUGGUGUUGGCUGCCUACCUUGGCAUCGUCACCACCCUCCUGUCUUUCUCCCUCGGCUACCAGGUACCAACUUGGCCACCACCACAGGUGUUGCUUCUGAAUGGUGGUUAUUGUGUGCACUGGGUGCCACUGGUGCACAUGUGUGACUGUGUAUAUUAUGAGUGUACUAUAGGUGUGCCAUGGGUGUGGUGGUGUAGUGUAGGGUGUGUACCAGGAUACCAUGGGAAGGGUCCGGUGUGCCGCAUGAUCUCAUUGUUAAUGUGUUGUCCCCCCGUGGCUCCAGGCCCCCCUUCCCCCUCCCAGUCUUUCCUGUGGCGCCUGUGGUGGUGGUGGUAGUGGCAGUGGUGUUGGUGAGCUAGUUUCAGUAGUGGUGAUGGUGGUGGUGGCAGUGUUAUAGCACCACUGUCAACAUUCAUGGAUAGUUCACCCCCCUCUCCUCUCAGCUGGCGGUCUCACCCAACCUCUCCCGGUACCUAACGUGUCUUGUUCCAGUCUUUUCUAUAUUAGAAAUGUUCUUAUGUUAUUAUUAAUGUGCUUUAUUUAUUCUCACUUUUAUUUUUUGUUGAUACACUUUUAGAUAGUGUAGCUAUGUUUUUCACCCUCGGCUUGGGUCGGGGGUGCAAGCGCUGUCACUGAUGACGUGUGUGGCACCGUAUUCCAUCCAUGACUAGUUUACCUCACGUUCCUCUCCGUAUUUAUAGCUUAUAUUUUGAGAGCAUUUUGUGUGUAUAUAGCUUUUCUCCUUCACCUUCUAACACAACUUCCUCAUACAGAGGUGGGAAUCUCAUGCCCCGAUCCUUCAACUCCCUGCCCCCUCCCCAAACAGCUCCCCAUGACCAUAGGCUCGUGGCCAGCUUCUUCACACUUUGCUAUCUUAUUUUUUCCUUUUUUUAUUAUUUUAUCUUUUUGUAUAAAGUGACAACAGUAGGUUUAGGCUUCCCCUAGGUGGUGCUCUGAGCUACCCGGGACUUAUUGAGAGUUUUUUACCAGCCUGUGUUUGACGUCAGUGCAGUUUUCAGUUUCUGUAUGAUGAGAAAAAUGAGGAUAGUCGUGUGUUGCUCUGAAGGUAGGCAGGUAUCCAUGUGGGUAGAGUACAUAAAUAAGUUUUGUAAUUUAUACCAGAUGUUUCAUAUAUUUUUAAAAUAUUUAUUGCCGUUACUGCACUUUUUCCGUUAUGGGCACGGAAGGUCUCUGCUUCUCGCUGUUGAGCUUUAAUGAAUCCAUUGUUGCAGCCUGAGUGGCGUGGACAAGUGGCUGGAUAAGGCAUCUUGCCCACGCCCGCAUCCCCAUGCCCACAUGCGACCCAUUCUGUCACAAGUAGGUUGCCAUGUCUGCCGCCCGCCUGCCUGCCAGCAGUAUGGCAACCUCAUGCCCUGGGAUGCUUCUACUCAACUCUUUUGGUAUUGUUUUAAAUACCAGGUGUGUCAAUAAUAAGCAUUGUUAUAGGUGUGGGCAUGGGGAUGCAGCUGGCGUGUGAUCGGUGGUGUGGACGCGACCUGCAGGCUCACUGCUGGUGUUGAGUAGGCCGCCCCUCAUCCACACAGGUCACUGGUCACCCCUCAUUCAUCGCUCUGGGCCGGCGCCCCUUCCCCCCUGGGCAGCCAUCCCCCCACUCCCCCCUCUCGCAACUGAUACCUGUGUUUUUAUUUGAAGAGUCUGUACAGUUCUUGUGUAAUGACUAGAAAUAUUACUGAGGAUAAUAAAUAAUAUACAUGUGUUGUGAUUUCUCAAACAAAAUAAAUAGUGUGAAUUGUGUUCCUAA
Homarus americanus (American lobster) is the source of this 9396-nucleotide messenger RNA. RefSeq lists its product as uncharacterized. Gene Ontology annotation, molecular function: mismatch base pair DNA N-glycosylase activity; DNA binding. NCBI's taxonomy places the organism in Eukaryota, Metazoa, Arthropoda, Malacostraca, Decapoda, Nephropidae. The transcript has 14 exons. The coding region runs from base 680 to 4705 and encodes 1341 amino acids. Gene Ontology annotation, biological process: base-excision repair, AP site formation. The record is from RefSeq and is a predicted model, not a curated record. Gene Ontology annotation, cellular component: nucleus.